Molecule: messenger RNA, 3527 nt
Organism: Histoplasma capsulatum G186AR
Lineage: Eukaryota; Fungi; Ascomycota; Eurotiomycetes; Onygenales; Ajellomycetaceae
Product: exoribonuclease II
Exons: 3
Coding region: 1-3177 (1058 amino acids)
Biological process (GO): mRNA catabolic process
Cellular component (GO): exosome (RNase complex); P-body
Molecular function (GO): RNA binding; 3'-5'-RNA exonuclease activity
Source: RefSeq, a predicted model, not a curated record
AUGCUAUCUUCUCCAGCACGGCUGAGAAGUUCUCUAUCUGCCUCUAGAAAUGGACAAAAAUUGCAGACUCAUGUCUGCCUCUGGGCAUUGCACAAGCCAGCGCUACGGUCAAGUGCGCUACAAAUAACCUCGUUUUCAAAUGCCAGUGCUCAGAAACCAUAUAAUCUACGAUAUACUCCCCGGUCGUACCGUCGAGGUUUCCACCACUCUGAAUAUGUUUCUUCCUACUCUUCGAACGCCCUCCGGGAAUCGUUGCUCAAAACCGAGAUAUCGCAAGCCGAAUUACAAGGAGAUGGUGAUAUAUACGACUACCUUCGCAAAUGGCAGCAAAGGAACCAGCACUUGAUCAAUGAAAUGGAUCCGAUCCAGGUACCUGGCGAUGGAAACAACAGAACAGCCCUUAAAGGUGAUAUGUUGAAAGACGGAGUGGGGAGCCAGGCGGACAAUAUUGAUUUAUUUGACAUGGAUGAAUACCGCCACUCUCUCGAUGAGGAUGCGGGCUCGCGCUUUCUCCAACCUGGAGACUUGGUUAUACUCAAAUCGGAAUCAAGUUUUUCAGAUGGUCAGCUGGCAAUAUACGUACGGUCAUUGGAAAUGCAGCAUCAGUUUUAUACAAUGAGAGGGAAAUGGCGCUCUACAAGCCUCACCAAAACGGAAUUUAUCGCUAGCAAGGUGGCGACACUAGAUAUGUUGAAACUGCUUUUGCCCUACUUUCCAUCACGAAGAGUCGAAAAGGCCGCUCUGUCCCAGUUAGGAGAAGAGGGCGGUGUUCCACGCCCUAUCGGUGCUCACCUCAUUGAGUUAAUGAUGGGCUUCAGUGCUGAAGCAGAAGAAUUCCAUCGCACUCAUGCAAUCGCUUUGAACGACUUGUACAAUAAACUUGUUGCUGAUGAGCGUAUUCCCAUAAUGACCCUAGACGAAAUUGCAGAAAAGGCUCUUGGACUUGAUCCUUCCCAAUUGGCAAUCCCACAGAGAUGGGCUGUUCAAAGAGCAAUAGGUCGCCUAUCAUUUUUCAUCACUCCCAAUAAGAUUGGUCCAUUCACUGAAUCAUAUACCAUUCGGCCGAAAGAUGAAGCCAAGAAGGUCGCCACAGUCAUUCGCUGGACUCGAGAAUACCAGAAUCGGAUGAAGAAGCUCUCCUUAGGGGAAACCAUACUUGACAAUGGUAAACAUCCGAUAGAGAUGUUUAUCCUGAAGGCCCGACGAAUCAUUCACAAAAGCCGGCAGUCUAGAUCGCCAACAAUGGUUUUCUCAGUAGGGCCAAGUGCGAAAAAAAAGUUAGCUUCUGUUGACGAAAACGGAAGUUCUUAUUCCAAAGAUGAAAUCGAAACAUUUUCUGAAACGGACAAAAUUAUUCUUGAUUACUUUCGCAUGUGGAUGCUUCCUCCCUGUCUCAUGACGGCUGGGACUUUGAGCACAUCGGGUUCUACUAUCCUUCGCGCCAUCGGCCUCUACAACGACUUGCGUUUGACGCCGCCCACAGGGUAUUUGUUUUUGCAAGAAAUUGGUGUCCUUACUCCGUGGGAAAAUCUCCACGUCCUUUACGAACAACUGGCACUUCCUGGCCAUGGAAUUUCCCGAACUGCAGACAUGAUAGAGGAGGAAUCCAACAAAUUCUGCGAAAAUCUUGGACCAGACAACCUUUCAGAUACGAUGAAGGCUCUAAGGAAGGACUGGGGUGAUCUUCCUGUCUUCUGUGUCGAUGAUGUUCACGCGGCAGAAAUCGAUGAUGGGUUUUCCGUCGAGCCUAUUCCCGGUUCUGAUGAUACGUACUGGGUUCAUGUUCAUGUUGCCAACCCGUCUGCGUUUGUCCCUCCCGAUCAUAUAAUUGCUAAAAGAGCCGCCGAAUUCAAGAGAUCGUUUUACUCCCCCGAACGAGUCUAUUCCAUGCUACCUCCAGCUCUCGUCCACAAAUAUUUUAGUUUGGCUCCUGGCCGCCCAGCUUUAACUUUCAGUGCGAAGAUUAACAUGCUGGGGGAUAUACUUGAAACCAACAUAACUAACGGAUAUGUCAAGAAUAUAAUAUACGUCACGCCAAAUAAAGUCCGAAAACUUUUUGGUAUUAAUAGAGAGGAAGCCCCUUCCCUGACUAUAUCCUUCGACGGCAGAUUGCAUGAGCAACAUCCCGAAGAAGCUCAAAAUGAUAUCCGUGACGAGCACAAAUCAACUUUCUAUACAUUAGAAAAACUAAUGGCAGCUCGCCGUGAGAAACGAGUGGAUAAAGGUGCUCUAGAAUUUCUAUCCCGCCGAAAGUCCCAACCAAGAAUAUAUGGCGGAAGGGAACGAAAUUCAAUGCAUUCUGUCGAUAGAACCAUUGCAUAUCAUUAUACUGGAGAUCCAGCGGUUCACUUCAACAAUAUAGUAACUGACCCAUUUGAGAUGAUGGAAUCAACAAAGGAGGAUCUUGUCAACCACGUCAUGGUACUGGCUGGCGAGGUUGCUGGCCAAUGGCUAAAGGACCGGCAAGUCCCAGUAGUUUUUGCUGGUACGUGGUAUCACCCAGAAUACUCGCCGUUCGUGAGGGAUAGCACAUCAGCAGAAAUAUCCAACUCGUUCCAUCUCGGGCUUCCAAGAUCCUUUUCGUCGUCGACUCCAACACCUCAUGUGUCACUUGGGGUUGAUCAAUACGUGAGGUGCACAAGCCCACUCAGACGAUAUACCGAUCUCAUUGCCCAUUGGCAAAUAGAAGCAAUUCUUCGCCAGCAGGCAAAUGAACCAUCAUCAGUCUCCAUGCCUGAAAUUCCCAUUGAAAGCCUCCCGUUCAAAAAAGCAGAUAUUGAUCAAUAUAUAGCUCGCUCUGAUUGGCAGAAUUGUCUAAAGACUCAAGCACAAAACCGUUCCCGUGACUUCUGGAUCUGCCAGGCUCUUUUCCGGUCGUUUUAUUUCAAGGCGGCAAAGCUACCGCAGACUUUUCAGUGUAUCAUCCAGGGCGAGAACUUUGAUACGCCGUACGAAUUUGGUGCUGAUUGGGACGAAUACUACGGUAGACUACAACCAUUCGAUCUACAGUGUGUAGUCACCCAUAGCAAGACAGCUUCACCCAUGCAAAUAGGUGAUCUGGUGGAUGUGGAACUUGUGUCAAUUGAUAUGUACUCUCUUCGAGUGACUGUUAAGUUUUCUCGUCAUGUCAAACGUCCGGAGAACGGUGCGCUUGCAUCGAGAGGAAUAAUUCUUUAACUCAGCUUUACGAACCGGUCUAAACGGCGGUGCAACAUCGGUACACCAGGAUUUGUAUGCGGGCAAGUAAUGAACAUAUCUGAACAGGAUUGCCCGGGCUUGUUCAGUUCGGCUCCUACUCUGACGAGGCCGAAUAUCGCAAUGUGUAUAAUAAUACCAAAUAUAUCGGAUGCUCGGGAUUUGGUUGCAACAGGCACGGGAGUUUGGAUUUAUACAUGGGAGUUUCGGGUUUUUGAGCCAUUUAGAAGGUAGUUCUUGUAUCAAUAGAUGGACUGUGUACGAUAUUAAUUACUCAUAGAAUCAAUGUGAUGAUGGUUGGUUGCCAUUGUCAGCCAGCCUUCCAACAACUU